Messenger RNA from Caretta caretta (loggerhead turtle), 1879 nucleotides. RefSeq names its product voltage-gated potassium channel KCNC1. Gene Ontology annotation, molecular function: protein binding; delayed rectifier potassium channel activity. The record is from RefSeq and is a predicted model, not a curated record. Gene Ontology annotation, biological process: action potential; potassium ion transmembrane transport; protein homooligomerization. Gene Ontology annotation, cellular component: presynaptic membrane; axon terminus; postsynaptic membrane. NCBI's taxonomy places the organism in Eukaryota, Metazoa, Chordata, Testudines, Cheloniidae.
UGAACAUUCUGUUUUCACUGAACUUGUCUCUUCCUAGGCUUCUUCUCCUCUCCUCUGGUCACAAAGCCACUGCAAUAGCUCCAAGGCUUGCUAGAGAUUAACAGAAGCCAAUCAGAACGUGAACUCACCACUUGACACCUGAAGGAUGGAUGGCUCAAAAGAGAAGAUCAUCCUGAAUGUUGGAGGAAUCAGACAUGAGAUGUACUGCAGUACCCUCCGGACCUUCCCAGGGACCAAGCUGUGCAGCCUCACAGAGCCCCAUGCCAGCACACUAUACGAUUAUAACCCUAUCACCAAAGAAUUCUUCUUUGACAGGAGUGCUCAGCUCUUUGGCUAUGUGUUGAGCUAUUACAGGACCAAACACCUCCAUUGUCCUGCAGACACCUGCAGAUCAGUCUUGGAGGAAGAGCUGGCUUUCUGGGAGAUAAGUGAUGCACAGCUGGCACCCUGCUGUUGGCUGAAGCUGACCAACAAAGACAGCCAGCUGGAGGAAUUUAAUGUUUGGGAUGAGAACGAACAUACUGAUGACGAGCGCCUCGUAGUCCAGGUGGAAAGAAGGGAUUUCAGCUGGAGGGCCAGAUGGCAGCCAAAGAUCUGGUCUAUCUUUGAAAAGCCCUUUUCCUCUUUAAGUGCCAAGUGCCUGGCUAUUAUUUCUCUGCUGUUCAUCAUUGGAAUCGUCAUCAUAUUCUGUGAGGAGACGAAGGCACAGUAUGAGUACUUUGCUGCUAACCUUACCAUUUUCGGCCGUUCCGAUGUGAUCCACAGCAUCCAUGAGCCUUAUUAUCACCAGGCCCCUUACCUGCUCCACCUGGAGCUGUUCUGUGUCCUCUGGUUCACUUUUGAGUUUUCCAUGCGAUUUUUCUUCUGUCCAGACAAAAAGAAAUUCCUCAGAAAUCCUCUGAAUGUGGCUGAUUUUCUCUCCCUCUUCCCAGUUUACAUUGAACUCUUCACCACCGAGCAGAUUCAGAAAAUGCCUAGCCUAGCACUUUGGCUGGGUUUUGUCCGCAUAGUCUACCUCCUCAAACUUCUGAAGAUAAUCAAGCUAAUAGAGACCCCUCUGAUCCUGAGAGUCCUGUCCUACACGCUCAAGUCCAUCAUCCAAGAGAUCUGCUUCCUGCUGAUGAUCCUGGCCUUUGAAACCCUCUUCUUUGGUUCUCUCUUUUUCUAUGGCGAGUUGCUAGGUGUUCAUCCUUCUUACCGGGGGGAUUUGCACUUCACAGACAUUAUCAUUUGCUUCUGGUGGGCUCUGAUCACGCUAACCACUGUGGGCUAUGGCGACAUCAUCCCUCUCACCACCUUUGGCCAGGUGAUGGCAGCCUUUGCUGCAAUAUUUGGCAUGUUAACUAUUAUCAUUCCAAUCCCCAUUUUCCUGGUCAAGUUUAAAGGCUAUUAUGCCACUGCCAUAACCAAACAGAAGCUGAAAAUGAGCAAAAAGCAAUAAUGCCAUUGACUUCAGAUCAUUGCUGCCUCGGGGCCCUUCAGAAUUAAUUCCAGUGUGGUUUGUUUCCACCACAUUGUGGGAAGAACACAUACUCCUAUGAAAAGUCUAUGCCACAUUAAUUAAGUCUGCCCCCUUGCUCCUGUUGGUAUAUUUCAAAUCAAUGUCAGGUACCCAGAUCUGAGUUAUAACUUUCUAUUAUAGUGGCUAAUGCUCUUUAUGGCCUAUCCCUAUAUCAAACAGCACUACAGUAACACUCAGUGUGACCCAAUUAACACUGGAAUCUUACCUAUCCUUUGUCAGAACAAGAUGAAAAAAUUCACUUUGGACAGUUUCAUCACACAAGAUUUUUUUUUUUCCCCACCAGCAGGAAAAAACAAUGCUGUUCACUGUGCAAAGCUAUGACAAGCGAUUCCCAGAGAAAGCGGGGAUGAAGGGCUG